Molecule: messenger RNA, 1428 nt
Organism: Spirometra erinaceieuropaei
Lineage: Eukaryota; Metazoa; Platyhelminthes; Cestoda; Diphyllobothriidea; Diphyllobothriidae
Source: the annotation of a GenBank genome assembly
AUGAUGAAUCCUAGUGAAAUGCCAACGACAAGCAGGGCAGUGGAAAGUGAACCCGAGCAACGGUAAGUAUGAAUGCAAAAUACGCAGGACGUAGAGGACUGAGGCCGUAAUUAUUAAUUUGUUCAAUAAUUACCAAACGUUUCCCACUUAUAGAACACGGACAGCAAAGAAGAAGCGGAAGGCCGCUCCGCAAGCAAAUAAUCCAUCGGAGUUUGGACAGAUCCUGGAUAUUAUCCAGUCCCCGUAUUUAGUGCAAUAUUUGCAAGCUAAGGGACUGCUGGCGACAGAAGUUAGAUGUCGCUGUCGUAAGUCGAUGACAUUGCGAAUAUUGCGGCAGCACACGGACGGGUUUGCCUUCAGGUACACGAAAAUAUUAAUAUAAUGCAUUGCGCAGGUGUAACAAAUGUGGCACCAAAAGGGCACUGAGAACGGGUUCGGUGUUUAAGGAUAGUCGCCUGACGUUAUCGAAGGCAAUGAGAACGGCCGUUGCGUUUUUGGAGGGAAACGGUGUGGUGAGAUGCGCAGCUGUGGUUGGCAUAGGUGUGACUGCGGCAGUCCAAUGGUAUGACAUCUGGCGGGAUGUCUGCAGUAAGGCCCUCCUCAAGGAAGCCAAACAAUUAGGAGGGCCGGAAGUUGAAGUUCAAGUGGAUGAAACACUGAUAACGCGCCGCAAGUACAAUGUCGCACGGUUAAGAAAUGAGCACUGGAUUUUGGGUAAGGGUCUGCAGGUCGAUGACCAAUCACAGGCAUGUACGAUACAUGUAAACGGAAAGCGAUAUUUGAGCAAGUAAACGAUCGCAGCUGGUCCUCCCUGAAGGCCGUUAUAAAGAAAUGGGUUGCUCCCGGAAGCAUAAUAGUGACUGCCCAGUGGAAGGCAUAUGCAAAGCUAAGUGAAGAGGGAUACCGGCACGAAACGGUGAAUCAUUCGAAAAAUUUUGUGGACCCCACCUCCAGAAAGAACACGAACGCAAUUGAGGCCUAUUGGAGUAGGCUGAAAAAGAAGUUGCGCGAACGCGGACCUACGAAAGGCCGAAGGAUAUGGGCCUACCUCGAUGAAGCACAGUACCGACUGUGGUUCGGACUGAAAGCAAGUAAUUUGGCAAAGUCCUGGGAAAGAUUCCUGUCCCAUGUGGCUCAGGCCUAUCCAGUAUCGGAAGCGCAAUCGGAAACCGAGAUAAUUUGCAGCUGACCAGAAAGGUAAGCAGUAACAUGUUAACGAUGUUGUACACCUAGUUGAAUAAUAGCGGCCACUGUAAAAACAGUCAAACGGAACAGCCGAACGGCCAGGCAAUGGACAUUUUGGCCAUUGAGAACGGGUGCAGCGGGAAAAGUUUGGAAUUCUUUCAUACUCCGCACAUAAAUAGUGAAUUCCUUACUAUACCUCUGAACUUUUGUUUCCGUUUUUUUCCGUUUCCCAGCCAAAAAUGA